Closterium sp. NIES-65 is the source of this 4443-nucleotide messenger RNA. The record is from the annotation of a GenBank genome assembly. Lineage: Eukaryota; Viridiplantae; Streptophyta; Zygnematophyceae; Desmidiales; Closteriaceae.
AUGCGUGUGUACCAUCCCCCAUGGAUCACAUCAGUCAGCCUCCCUCCUUCUCUUCCCCCCAUCCUCUUCGCCUUCCACCGCAUUCCGCAAGCGUCACCCUGCCACCCAAUUCCUGCCACCCCUCUCCCCGCCACCCCACUCCCUGCGACCUCUCCAGGCGACUUCUACCCGCAUCGAUCCACCGCCGCCACUGGCGCGCCCGCUGCCGCCGGGGCAUCCGCCGAGCCCCGCCCCUGGUUGAGGUACGCACCAGGCGCGCGCCCGCUUUGUCCCACACCCGUGCGCAUAUGCUCUCCCCUCAACUACCCCCCUCCACGUGCGCGCGUGCCCGACCCCUCUAGCAGUGCGGCGUGCGCGUGGGCGGCGCCGUUCGCCCUGGGCGCCGUGGUGGGCGCCGUGGCGUGCUCGCUGCUGCUGCUGCCCCUCGCACUCGCGCCGCUGGACGCGCAGGGGGGAGACGAGGAGCUCCUGCUGCAAUCACACGCGGACACGUGGCAGGAGGGGCAAGGGGCGUGGCAGGGGGGAGCGGCAGCAUCGUGGGAGCAGCCUGUGGUGCCCCACCCGCCUGCCACUGCUGCGAGCGGCGCACUGCCCUUGGCUCCCCUCGCUGCCCUUGACUCCGGCGGUGCAGCUGCCAGUGGUGGUGGUGCGGGUGAGAGCGAUGGUGACACGGAGGGAGCAGAGGUGUGGGCAGGAGAUGCUGCCAUGCGUCAUCUGCAAGGCAGGCACCCAGCAGUGCGCGCGCUGGUGGAGGCGAACGGGCAGCUGAUGCGGCAGCAGCGGCAGGCGGUGGCAGUGGCGGAGGAGGACGAGAGGGGCAUGCACGCCGUGCUCACUGCCGCCCUGCAGGAGCUGGAGAGGGAGCGUCUCAUGCCACAUGGCACCGUGUCAUUGGUGCAACCGGAAUCCAUGGCGGCGCUGGCAGAGGCAGUGAGGGCGAGGCAGGGGGAGGCAAGCAAGGCAGGCGCGGAGGGGCAGGCAGCAGGCGCCGCAGCAGGCGCAUUGCAGACAGCAGAGCAUGCGCUGCUUGGUGCAGUGGCAGCGGGGGGAGGGCCGACGGCGGACUUGCCCUCCCUUGUCAGCCAGGCACAGGCGGCUGGGCGCGUGGGGGGGCGCAUGGGGCAUGGUGCAGCAGGGGCGAGCGCAGGAGAGGGGCAGGGGAAGGUUGCAGCGGAUGGGGAGAUAUGGGGCGGUGGGGGGGAAGGGAUGAGGCGGUGCAUGGUGCUGCAGUGUGCGGUGGAGAGACAGCAGCGGGCAGUCGCUGCAGGUGCGUUGAGGGUCCCAACACACAGGGCGGGCUGGGCUGGCUUGGGGGAUGACCGUGGGAAACCACGUGUGGCAGAAGGAAGGCUGGCAUGUGCGUGUGGCAGUGGUGGCAUGUGCGUGUGGCAGUGGUGGCAUGUGCGUGUGGCAGUGGUGGCAUGUGCGUGUGGCAGUGGUGGCAUGUGCGUGUGGCAGUGGUGGCAUGUGCGUGUGGCAGUGGUGGCAUGUGCGUGUGGCAGUGGUGGCAUGUGCGUGUGGCAGUGGUGGCAUGUGCGUGUGGCAGUGGUGGCAUGUGCGUGUGGCAGUGGUGGCAUGUGCGUGUGGCAGUGGUGGCAUGUGCGUGUGGCAGUGGUGGCAUGUGCGUGUGGCAGUGGUGGCAUGUGCGUGUGGCAGUGGUGGCAUGUGCGUGUGGCAGUGGUGGCAUGUGCGUGUGGCAGUGGUGGCAUGUGCGUGUGGCAGUGGUGGCAUGUGCGUGUGGCAGUGGUGGCAUGUGCGUGUGGCAGUGGUGGCAUGUGCGUGUGGCAGUGGUGGCAUGUGCGUGUGGCAGUGGUGGCAUGUGCGUGUGGCAGUGGUGGCAUGUGCGUGUGGCAGUGGUGGCAUGUGCGUGUGGCAGUGGUGGCAUGUGCGUGUGGCAGUGGUGGCAUGUGCGUGUGGCAGUGGUGGCAUGUGCGUGUGGCAGUGGUGGCAUGUGCGUGUGGCAGUGGUGGCAUGUGCGUGUGGCAGUGGUGGCAUGUGCGUGUGGCAGUGGUGGCAUGUGCGUGUGGCAGUGGUGGCAUGUGCGUGUGGCAGUGGUGGCAUGUGCGUGUGGCAGUGGUGGCAUGUGCGUGUGGCAGUGGUGGCAUGUGCGUGUGGCAGUGGUGGCAUGUGCGUGUGGCAGUGGUGGCAUGUGCGUGUGGCAGUGGUGGCAUGUGCGUGUGGCAGUGGUGGCAUGUGCGUGUGGCAGUGGUGGCAUGUGCGUGUGGCAGUGGUGGCAUGUGCGUGUGGCAGUGGUGGCAUGUGCGUGUGGCAGUGGUGGCAUGUGCGUGUGGCAGUGGUGGCAUGUGCGUGUGGCAGUGGUGGCAUGUGCGUGUGGCAGUGGUGGCAUGUGCGUGUGGCAGUGGUGGCAUGUGCGUGUGGCAGUGGUGGCAUGUGCGUGUGGCAGUGGUGGCAUGUGCGUGUGGCAGUGGUGGCAUGUGCGUGUGGCAGUGGUGGCAUGUGCGUGUGGCAGUGGUGGCAUGUGCGUGUGGCAGUGGUGGCAUGACAGGCAUGCAUGCAUGCAGCACGUGCUCUGUACACUGCACUCCGUCCUGUCCCUCCCUUCUCCACUUCUCGCCCUCCCAUUCCCCCUCAUUCCUCUCUCGCCCCAUACCCCAUGCCCCGUGCGCGUUGCCCUCGUACCCCGUUAUGGCAGCGCGGGCGCGAGUGGAGGCGGAGCAGAGGGCGGGCAAGGCGUGGGCGGUGCUGCAGCGGCAGCAGCAGUGGGGCGAGGGCGAGGGCGCAGGCAGCGUGGCGGGGGAGGCGGUGCGCGCCGGCACAGUGGUGACAGUGGGGGAUGUGGAGGCCAACCUCACUGCCUCGCCCUCUGAUGCCCCGCACGUGGACUCUUUCCACCGCCUGCUGCUCUACCUGCGCCCGCUCGCCUCGCUCUUCUCGCUGCCCCUCGCCGCCCUCCUCUCCCCCAACGCCACCCACCCACUCGCCCCUCGCCUGCAAUCCCUCAUCGACGCCACGUCAGCACGCCUCCAAGCCGCCUCUGCCAGCCUAGCGGCGGCCCAGUCAGCCUUGGAGUGGUCUGAGCGGCGGCUGUGGCUGCGGUGUGGCGUGAAGGCGGGGGGCACGGUGUGGGAGGAGCGGCACGACAGCGAGCUGCAGCGGUACAGAGCGGUGGCGGGGGCAGCGUUUGACAAGUGGUGUGUGGCGUGGGGAGAGGCUCGCCCCUCUCACCGCCUCACUGCUGCCCUCGCUGCACCGCCUCACAUCUGGUGGCGCGGCGGCUUGUGGGAUGGCGAGCAAGGAGCAGCUGGGGUGGAGGGUGGUGCUGCAAGCAAGAGAGGAGGGGGGGUGAAUGCAGGCAGUGCAGCAGGCGAGGGGGAAAGGGAUGCUCCCGAGAUCUCCUUUCUGCUGCUGGCAGAUCCAGGAGCAGCGCAGCCUGCGGUGGCAGCAGUGGCACCAGAGCAGGUGGUUCAGCGUCUUCAUGCCUGCGCCUCCACACUGCCUCGCAUGCAGCCAGCAGCAGCAGCAGCAACAUCACCACCCAACCCCACCCCUGAUGAUGAAACUUCUCCUUCCGCUCCUCGCAUGGGCCCUCCCCUGGCGGAGCUGCUGCUGCUGCUCCCACCUGACAGCACACACGCAGGGCAGCAGGGCGACGAGCAGGGCGAGGGGAAGCCAAGCGACGAGCAAUGGGGUGAGGGGCAGCAGGCAGGUGGGGUGGAGGCGUGGCAAGCGGCUGGUCGCAGCAUUGACCCGCAGCUCAUGCUCGUACUGCCGCUCGUGGCGCCGCAUGCUCAUGGUGCUGCCACGGAGGUGAGCGGCGCAGAGGGUGGUGGUGGCGAGGCGGCGGAGGGCGGUGCGCGUGCAGUGGGGAUGGCACCGAUGGCGGAGUGGGAGGGGUUCGAGCUGCUGGCCCGCGCUGCCACUGGCCGCCUGCUGCUCCUGCUGACGUGGCGAGACCUGCCAGCUGUGAUGCAUGGGGAGGGCGAGGAGGGGUGCAAGUGGGUGGAGCAGCUGACUGCAGGGAUGGCCGAGGAUGGGCGCAUGGGGGUGGUGGGCGUGCGGACAAGCAGAGUGGAGAGGGGCGUGGGGAGGGCAGAGGAGGAGGGGGAGGGCAGGCAAGGAGAAUUGGAGGGGGAGGUGGGUGGUGGGGCAGUGGUGGCAGCAAUGGCGCAGUGGGGUGUGGUGGGCAAGGAGGGAAAGGACGGGGCGGGUCUGAGUGGGAGUGGUGAUGCAGGCAAGGGGGCGGCAGGGGGCAGAGAGGAGGCAGGGAGGCGCCUCACAGGCUACGUGGACGGCACUCCCCUGCUUGUGCGCCGCCACGCCCUCAUGACACUUGGCGGGCUGGGAUUGGCUCCCGGAGCACCAGCUGCAGGCGCGGCAGCAGCAGUGGCAGGUUGGGCUCUGUGCACGCGCAUGUGGCUGGCUGGAUUCAGGGUGAGGGCAAUGCGCGCAUUCACGGGACACACUUUGGGGCCUUUUGGAUGA